AUGGGGCCCGGUCGCCUUUCACAGUUGCUCCUGCUACGAUGCCAGCGGGCGGCGGCAGUUCUCGGCGCGGUCCGAUCCGCUCGGGCACUGAGUGCAGCUGUUCACCUGCGAGCUCCCCAGCGGCCGCCGGCCAGGGGGCAGCCAGCACGGGCGGGCGGCAGAGGGGAGUGGAAGAGGCUGGCGGGCGCCGGCGGGGAUAAAGAAGAAGAAGAGGAGGAGAAGGAAGAUGAGGAUGAUGAAGCGGAGCUAGAGGAGCUCUUGGGCCCCUCUCCACUCGCGCUGGGGCCCGGCGCUCAGCGCGUGGUCGUCGUGCACCCGGAUGUCAAGUGGGGCCCGAAGAAAUCGACGCUCACGAAGGCUGAACUACAGAUUGCUGAAGCUGUUGCUCUUGUUGAUACCCUUCAUAACUGGACAGUUUUAGACAAAAUAAUUAUUCCUACAAAAAAUCCUGACAAGAAGUUUGUUUUUGGCAAAGGAAACUUUCAGAUUUUGACAGAAAAGAUUAAAAAAUUGCCCCAUGUGACAGCUGUCUUCUUGAAUGUGGAAAGAAUGUCUUCAGUAACAAAGAGAGAACUAGAAGAUGCCUGGGGUGUGAAAGUCUUUGACAGAUACACAGUUGUACUUCAUAUUUUUCGUUGUAAUGCCCAGACCAAAGAAGCAAAACUUCAGAUAGCAUUGGCCGAAAUUCCACUUCUCAGAUCAAAUCUGAAAAAUGAGGUGUCUCAGCUAGAUCAGCAGAGAGGUGGAUCGAGAUACAUCAUGGGCUCAGGUGAAACAUUCAUGGAGACACAGACUCGAAUCUUGAAAGAAAAAGAACUUAAACUUAGGAAUGCACUGGAGAAACUAAGAAGAAAGAGGUCUUUACUUAGAACUCAGCGCAAAAAGCGCGAGUUUCCAAUUAUCUCAGUAAUGGGCUACACUAAUUGUGGAAAAACUACCUUGAUCAAAGCCUUGACUGGGGAAGCAGAACUUCAACCCAGAGAUCAACUGUUUGCCACUCUUGAUAUUACAGCCCAUGCUGGCUAUCUCCCUUCACAUAUGGCAGUUAUUUAUGUUGACACUAUUGGGUUUCUGACUGAUCUUCCACAUAAUCUGGUUGAGUCCUUUUCAGCUACAUUAGAAGAAGUGGCUUACUCAGAUCUGAUAGUGCAUGUGAGAGAUAUUACUCAUCCAGAUACCAUCCUCCAGAAAGCAACUGUUCUGUCAGUGUUGAAGAAUCUUAACCUUCCUAACCAUUUACUGGACUCAAUGGUAGAAGUUCAUAACAAAGUGGAUUUGAUAGAAAGGUAUAACCCCACCGAGGAAAAUGCUUUAGCCAUUUCUGCUCUACAUGGACAUGGCUUAGAAGAGUUGAAAGAAGAGAUAGAGAAAAAAAUUUUGAUAACAACAGGGAAGAAGAUUAUAACAGUUAAUGUCAACUUAGAGGGACCUCAACUAAGUUGGCUUUAUAAAGAAGCAACAGUUCAGGAAGUAGAAGUCUUGCCCGAGGAUGGCACAGCCAGGGUGAAGGUGAUAAUUGGUAAUUCUGCUUUUGGCAAAUACAAAAACCUCUUUCCCAACAGUAAGAUUUGUAUGCCAUGACACUGCAUCCUUUUCUUGGAAGAGAAAGCAGUCUCCUCAAGAGGAUGUGAAAUUAAGUUAAUGACCUGUUAGUCUGGGUGUUGAAGAAUGUAUUUCUUCCCAGGUUGAUUGGUUUUUUGAUGCAUUUUAGAAAUG
Messenger RNA from Indicator indicator, 1716 nucleotides. RefSeq names its product GTP binding protein 6 (putative) (gene GTPBP6). Gene Ontology annotation, cellular component: cytoplasm. Bases 1 to 1581 code for a protein of 526 amino acids. The transcript has 10 exons. The record is from RefSeq and is a predicted model, not a curated record. NCBI's taxonomy places the organism in Eukaryota, Metazoa, Chordata, Aves, Piciformes, Indicatoridae. Gene Ontology annotation, molecular function: ribosome binding; GTP binding.